Lactuca saligna is the source of this 6192-nucleotide messenger RNA. Lineage: Eukaryota; Viridiplantae; Streptophyta; Magnoliopsida; Asterales; Asteraceae. The record is from the annotation of a GenBank genome assembly.
CAUGGUGCAUACAAAUUUCAUGACACCUUGUGUAUCAAAUUGUAAUAUAAAUUUAAUUUUAACUAUAAAAUUGCAUUUUUACCGAAGGGGUGGUAUCGACAUAUGACCAUACAGACGGGAAACCAAGAAAUCUCCACUUCGCGAUUCUCGAGGAAAACCCAAAACCAGGGCUUUCUUUGCUUUCCAUCUUUCGCUUCAACACAAGAUUAGAGUCUGUUUUCUACAGCUUUCUUUAACCCUCUUUUCACUUCGGUCCCAGCUUCCUUUCUCUCACAUCGUAUGCUUUACGUUUCGCCUCUUCUCGCCGGAAAAUCUUCUCACUGUCUCCGUUGCUACACCCAUUUCAUUUCAACCUACAAAGAUUCCACUCACUACUUCGAUUACACCUCCUUUUGAUUCAAAAAUCCUUCAUAAUGCUUCAUGGGUUUUUCAAAAAUCGAGUUGCAUUACUUUUCGCGAUUUGGGAAAAGAGUCAAGUUUUUGGUGGGUUUCUUUAAUCGACCGUCGUAAAGAUUCGAACAACUUCAAUGCCUCGUGUAAGAGAGACUUUUGCUCAUUUAUCUUUAUGAUUUGACUUGAAUUAAAUUGUGGGUCCUGGAAAGAAAAUCCAAACUUUGAUGGAGCAUUCUGGUUCGGCUAGUUCAUCAGUAGCUGGAACCAGUGGCCGUUCAGUGGCUUUCGAGAUUGAUCUUAACGAAGCACCCCUUCCCUCUCCCCGAGAAAUUGUCGGUGGCGGUGUUUUUGCGGCGGAGCACCGAUGCGGUUCUUGUGGCGAACUGGAAGGGGCCAUGGUGAUAUGCGGUGAUUGUGGGAGACGAUUUCAUGUCGAGUGUUUGGGCGUGAGAGAAGAGCAACGGGAAUGGAAGUGUUUCGAGUGUUUGAUAGAAUGCCGCAGUGGGAGGAGGAUCUCGUUAACUGCCGGCGGCGGGUGUGGUUCAGGGCUUUUUGACAUGAAUUCGUCUCCGCCAAAAGAGGCCGACGGCGUCGAGGAGGAUUAUUUCGUCAAUUCAGAGCUAGUAUUAGCAGCAAGCUUCCCCAAUCCCAAAAUGCAGGAUAUGAGGCGUAACCCUUUUUUAGGCUUUACUUUAAGUUCUCAGAUGGCUCAUCCGGAUAUGAGACUCAUAGCAAGUGGAUUUCCUUCUCAAAAUCCAGCACGUUUUGCACACAUGAAUCUUGAAACUGCAACACAAAAAGGCAACUUAGUAUAUCUUCAAGCACUUAAAGACUACAUAUCUGAAAAACGAGGUGUUUUAGGAGAUGGGUGGCGUGUUAAAUUCGAAUAUUCAGAAAAAAAUUACAAAACUUCUGCAGUUUACUUUGCUCCAGAUGGAAAACGAUUUGAUUCAAUGUCAGAAGUUGCUCAUCACCUUGGUUUGAUUCCUGCAUAUAAUUCCUUUGAGAAAGACGAAAAGGGUAGUGGGAUUGUUAUAUUGCAAAAAGGAUCACAUUCUACAAAAAGAACAAAGAGAGGAAGUAACCUCAAGAAAGAUAGUAAUGUGGCAAAUUGGACACAUGGAUCACAAUCUUUUCUUGAUGGUUUUCCUGUUCAAUUUGAAGACCUUUUUGUUAUGUCAGUUGGAAAAAUCGAUCCACACCUUUCAUUUCACAAUACCUCACAAAUCUGGCCCAUUGGUUAUCAAUCUAUCUGGCAUGAUAGAUUUACAGGGUCCAUUUUCAUCCAUAAUGUUUUAGAAGGUGGAGAUUCUGGCCCGAUUUUUCGGAUACAUAGAUACCCAUGCACUAAUCAAUCAAUUCCAUAUGCUUCAAAAGUGUUAUGCAUUACAAAAUGUGGGACAACUCAUGAUGAUGAUGAUACAAACAUUCACCUUAUGCUCACAGACGAUUCUCCUCCACCUCACCUUGAUGAUGAUAAAUCUUCAUGUUCUUUAAAGAUAACUUCAAAACCCGAAAAUAAUCUUCAAAAUGAUGUGAUUGGUGAGUUUAUAGUUGAGGAAAGAUCGAUAACAUCCGCUUGGAAAAAAGCUGUGGAAAGUUUACUAAAAGCAUGUCGUGAGGCUUAUGGGGGUAAAAACGUCCUAAAUUUUUGCUGCAACCAUCGAGUUGAUGGACAAUAUCUUGGACCAACAUCUGAGUUUGAAUCAUUAAGGAAGUUUUGUUACUUAGCGGGCCCGGUCAACAGCAUCCCGGAUAAGAUUUUGACCAUUGAUGAGCUUGAAGCUUGUUUACAAGAGCUGAGAAAAUGGUUAGAAGUUGAUAGAUUUGGUUUAGAUGUUGAGUUUGUGCAAGAACUUAUAGAACAGCUUCCUGGGGUUAGUUCUUGUUCAAAUUAUAAAUCUUUGAAUGCAAGAUGUGAAAGCUCAAGCUCACAAACUAUUGGAAGUGGGUUCUUUAUGGCUUUGAGUAAAAACGGUUUACAACAUUCAGCAGUUUCUAAUAGUAUGAGAAGAUCCCACAAAAGACAAAGUCCACCUGGGAAUUUGGUUGCCUCAAAUCUUCCUCCUCAUUUGAUUGGUGAUGUUAUUCAGGCGUAUGAAAUCUGUUUAAGGUUUUAUGAAGUUUUGGGCUUGGAUGCACCAGUCUCCAGACACGUUCUUGAAAACGAGUUGAUGAAUCCAUGGAUUGAUAAUUUAAAGCCAAUGAAAAGAUCUUUGAAUGAUCUUCAAAAAGACACGAUAAUGAAAGCAUGUGAAGUCAGCAAACCGGAUGAUGAUGUCAGCGAAGAUUCUGAUGCAACAGAAGAAUGUGAGGAAGAAGGUUAUCGAGCAGAAGCAGCUAGCAAAUGUACAGGUGUCCAACUGUCAAAGUUCCACAUGUCACUACUGAAAGUGUUGAUAGAAGACAUGUUAGCAAAAGUUAAGGAAAUCUUUGAUCCGUUUGGUGUUGUGGAAUCAAAGUCAAGAAAAGGGAAGAAGAAAGAUGCUGAGGUGGCAGGUGGUGGGAAGAAGAUAAAUCUUGAUAUGUUUCCAGUGAAUGAAUUUACAUGGCCUGAAGUUGCCCGAAGAUUUAUUUUGGUGGCAUUGUGUAUGGAUGGAAACCUUGAAUCAUCAGAGCUUUUGACUCAUGAAUGUGGAAAAGUGUUUCAUUGUUUGAAUGGUGAUGGUGGCUCACUUUGUGGUUCACUUACUGGAGUGGCUGCAAUGGAGGCUGAUGCCAUGGUUCUUGCAGAAGCUUCCAAGAAAUUAUUUUCAUCAAUGAACAAUAAAGUUGUGGACUUUAUCAUAGAUCAAAAAGAUGAUACAGGAGACUCAAUCAAAGACACAAACAUGAUUGAUGAUGAUUCCCCUGAAUGGACACAAGCUCUAGAACCUGUAAGAAAACUACCCACAAAUGUAGGUGCAAGAAUCAGAAGAUGCAUUCAUGAAUCUCUAAACAAAAAUCCACCCGAAUGGGCUAAAGACAUUCUAGAACAUUCCAUAAGCAAAGAAGUCUACAAGGGCAAUGCAUCAGGACCCACAAAGAGGGCAGUUAUUUUGGUUCUUGAGAGAAUGAGAGUGGAAAACCCUCUACAGAAGCCGAUUAUUGAGAAGAAAGAGAAGGAAAAAAGUGGUGUGAGGACACUUUCUGAUGCUGUUAUGAAAAAGUGUCGCAUAGUGUUACGUUGUGUUGCUAAUACAGAUGAAGAUAGGAUAUUUUUUAAUCUUUUGGCAAAAACUAAUUUGAAGCCAAAUGAUCCUGAUGAUACAGGGGUACUUGGGUACCCUGCAAUGGUUUCUCGUCCAUUGGAUUUUAGGACAAUUGAUCUUAGAUUGGCUGCAGGGUUCUAUGUUACCUCACAUGAAUCUUUCAUUGAGGAUGUUCGUGAGGUUUGGCAAAAUUUACGAAUAGCUUAUCGGGAUUAUCCUGAUCACAUGGAGUUGAUUGAAACACUAUCAAAAAAAUUUGAAGAAUCGUAUCAAGAAGAGGUACUUAACCUAUUCAAUCGAAUCAUGGAAAACGGUAAUAGCUUUGACUCAUCAAGUGAAGAAGGGAAAAAAGAGUUAAACUCUCUACUCCUUGAAACAACGGAAUCCCCAAUUCCCCCUGCACCAUGGGAGGAUGGGGUAUGCAAAAUCCUCCACUUGCAAGAAUCCCUGAUGGGAAUUGGUAUUGCCCUUCAUGCAAAUCAACUCAACCCAUGCCACAAGAUGAGAGAUACAAUGGAGUUGAUGGAGUAUUGGGAAUUAGGCAUUGAGGAGAGGGUUUUCCUUUUCAAAUUUCUAUGUGAUGAGGUCUUGAACUCGGGAGUUGUCCGAAACCACAUCAGUCCCGACUCAGGUGAUUCUGAAAAGAAGCUGCGAAAGCUCUACAAAGAAUUAAAAAAUCAAAACAAAAAAGAGAAAGAGAAAGAAAGUGAAGAUACAUGUCAAGAAGAGCAGUUAUCCGUUUCUAAAUCUGGUGAUAUUCAAAGUCAAAUAAAGAAUGAAGAAAAUGACGAAAACAAACAUGUGGGACCCACGAAAACGGGUCAGGGUCAAGAAUCGGGUUGUGGGGUUUCUUCUUUACAAGAAAAGAUUGCAACUUUGGAGUCAAAAAUAGCAAGACCCGUUGUUAGAAGAGAUUAUUUGGGUCGGGAUUUACUUGGAAGACUUUAUUGGAUCCUUAGCAGCCCUGAACGGGUCGUUGUGUCGGGCCCACCUAGUCGUAGGAAUGAAGGUGAAAUUACCAAAAUGCCCGAAAUGUAUGAUAAUGAUUCUCUUUGGACUUGCUAUGAAUCCGAUGCGGAAAUCCAAGAGCUCAUUGGGUGGUUGAGAGACGAUGAUACAAAAGAGAAAGAACUCAAAGAGACAAUCCGUCAGUGGCACAUGAAUCGAGUAAAUGACGUAAACGCCCUUGAAAACCAUGUUCAAACUGUCGAUGAUAAUCCCGUGUAUGGCACCAAGGCAAGGGCAAUGUUGGAAAAGAAGUUUGGUUCUUUAUCGAAAAAGAACGGGUGCAAGGGUAAAAUGGUCAAGAACGGGAAAUUAUAUAGGUGUGAUUGUUUGGAGUUAGCGGGGCCCACCCGACACCAUUGUUCUUCCUGUCAUUGGACGUUUUUGACUAACGAGGAGCUCGAAGGGCAUAAUGAUGGAAAAUGUCAAAAUCGUCAAGAAUGUGAGGGUCCCACGAAGGGUAAAAAGGUCAAGUUAGUCAAACCGCAGGCUUUGACCAAUCAUGAAGAAUCCGAUUUGCCAUUUGUUUUUGAAGAAAUUCGGGCCAAGUUUUGUACACGAAGUUCUCUUAAAGAAGAAGUCAAAGAAAUCGGUCUUAUCGGGUCAAACGGGACUCCAUCAUUUGUAUACCCACAAGAUAAUAAUUCCGCUUUAUUUUUAUUUUCUGAAACGAAAAAAUUGGUUAGUUCCCAAAACGGGUCAACAGAUAUUCUUCUAUUGGGUACAAAUGAGACACCAUCUAAGGUUGAAAGAUUGAAACCCAAGGGUACAAGUGGAAAAUCAUUGUUGAAGAAUAGAAGCUCAUUGAGAAUAUGCCAAUCUUCUUUGAAGCCGUUAACGGGCCGUGUUGUUGAAAUUCUUAGGUGUCUUAAGAUUAAUUUGUUUGAUAUGGAAACUGCGCUUCCGGAAGAUUCUUUGAGACCUUCAAGAGGAGGCUUGGAUCGCUUACGUGCUUGGCGUAGUUUGGUAAAAUCUUCACAAUCAAUCUAUGAGAUGGUGCAAGCAACACUCAUGUUAGAGGACAUGAUUAAAACCGAAUACUUGAGAAAAGAAUGGUGGUAUUGGUCAUCCCCUUCAACCGCUGCUAAAAUCUCAAAUAUUUCAGCCCUUGCUUUACGAAUAUACGCCCUUGAUGCAGCCAUUUAUUACGAAAAACCCCCGACACCCAAUCUAGACCCCACAGAACCCCUAACACCCAAGAGUUCCAAAUCCGAAAAGAAGACUUCUGAAAAGUCAAAUGCUAAAGAAUCCUCGGAGAAGUCAACCCCGAAAAACAGUCAAAGUCAAAGGGCCAGCAGCUCACCUGUGACCGAGGGUUCAAGGCCUAAAACCAGAUCAAAGAAGAGGAUGAGGGAUUCUGAUAGUUGAUCAAAUUAGAGUUGCUUUUCUUUUUAGACUAUGUAAAUGCUAGAAGAUGGGCUUCAUUCAUUGAUCAUAUAGAAGUUGAAAUGAAACAUGUGUAGUUUUGUGUUGUAAAUAUUUGUUUGAAUGUUGUUGAGUUGGAAAACGACCAUGGUGAUUUCUUGAGGAUUAACAUUGUUUUGGAACUAUGAAUCUUGUUUUGUGUUUGACAUGUAUUCAACUGAAAAAAAAAAAAAAAAGA